GUAUAAAUACUGGGGGUCUGGGCGGAGAACAGCAUCAGUCAGCGCACUACCAGUCCUCGAGAACACUCGUCUCCUCCAAAUCCCAACCAAAAUCAAAAUGAAAUUCCUCGUCUGCUUGGCCCUCUUCAUCGCCGCCGCCCAGGCCCACGUUGUGGCUCCAGUGACCACCUACGCCGCUGCUCCGGCCCUGACCUACGCCGCCGCCGCUCCAGUGACCACCUACGCCGCCGCCCUGCCCCGCGCCUACUCCGCCUACGCCGCUCCCUCCGUCUACUCCGCCCCCUCGGUCUACUCCGCCUCCUACGUGGCGCCCUCCGUCUACUCGGCCUACGCCGCCCCUGUCGUCUCCACCCUGCUGAAGAAGUAGAUGUCCUGGAUCAAUCGCAGCAGUGUCCGCCUUGUCAACGAUUCCCGAUGCCGAGAAACUAAAAAUAUGUCUGGUCCGAGGCCAGUACAAUAAAAACUACUAAACACCA
Messenger RNA from Drosophila ananassae, 476 nucleotides. RefSeq names its product cuticle protein 16.5. The record is from RefSeq and is a predicted model, not a curated record. NCBI's taxonomy places the organism in Eukaryota, Metazoa, Arthropoda, Insecta, Diptera, Drosophilidae. The coding region runs from base 98 to 367 and encodes 89 amino acids. The transcript is spliced from 2 exons.